Messenger RNA from Epinephelus moara (kelp grouper), 1158 nucleotides. RefSeq names its product DnaJ (Hsp40) homolog, subfamily C, member 8 (gene dnajc8). The record is from RefSeq and is a predicted model, not a curated record. Gene Ontology annotation, cellular component: nucleus. The transcript has 9 exons. The coding region runs from base 72 to 827 and encodes 251 amino acids. Lineage: Eukaryota; Metazoa; Chordata; Actinopteri; Perciformes; Serranidae.
UAGAACGGUUUACAUUAAAUGGACUGCAUAGUCACGUGAUGCUACUACGUCACAUGUAAACCAGGGGGAAGAUGGCGGCCGCCGGAGGAGAGCCUUCCACUGAAAAUGUGUCAGAUGAAUUAUUUCAAAACUUUUACACGGAGGUGAAGCAGAUUGAAAAGAGAGACUCUGUGUUAACUUCCAAGCAGCAGAUUGACAGACUGCUCAGACCUGGCUCGUCCUACUUCAACCUCAAUCCCUUUGAGGUGCUGCAAAUUGAUCCGGAGGCAACUGAUGAUGAAUUGAAGAAAAGAUUUCGGGCGUUGUCCAUUUUGGUCCAUCCAGACAAAAAUCAGGAUGAUCCAGACAGAGCACAGAAAGCCUUUGAAGCUGUGGACAAGGCGUACAAACUCCUGCUGGAGCCAGAGCAGAGGAAGAGAGCCUUAGAUGUGAUCCAUGCAGGACAGGAAUAUGUGGAGCAUAUCGUAAAGGAGAAAAGGAAACAGCUGAAGAAGGAUGGAAAGCCGUUAUAUGUGGAGGAAGAUGACCCUGAAGUGUUUAAGCAAGCUGUGUACAAACAGACCAUGAAGCUGUUCGCAGAGCUUGAAAUCAAGAGGAAGGAAAGGGAAGCUAAGGACAUGCAUGAAAGGAAAAGGGCAAGAGAGGAAGAAAUCGAGGCAGCAGAGAAAGCAAAGCGGGAGAGAGAAUGGCAGAAAAACUUUGAGGAAACAAGAGAUGGGCGUGUGGACAGUUGGAGGACCUUCCAGGCCAAAGGCAAGAAGAGCAAGGAGAAAAAGAACAGGUCCUUCCUCAAGCCCCCGAAAGUCAAGAUGGAACAGAGGGAAUGAUGUUGUAAAGCUGGACUUUGUUAGAAUAAACCCACUGUUGUUAAAAAAAACAGUUCUGUGUGUUAUCACCUCUUCGUCUACAGUCAACUUUGAAGUCGUUGUUCCACAGUCAUCGAGAUACUUCCUCAUCCUGACCCUGACAAACAUAGUUUUGUACUUGGUUUUUCUAAUGUACAUAUUUGUGAUCUGGACCCAGAGAUCAUACUCUCCUCAUGUAAGAAAGAGAAAUGCUGCAUCUUACAGUUCUGUAACUGAUGAGAAAAAUGUGGUUUGUCAUUGUUUUUUUCUUUUUGUUUUUAUAACUAAAUAAAGCUUGGUCCGAACAAGCCUA